UUCAGCGUUAGCCAUGGGUCGUUUAGAAUGGCUUUGUGUUCUGUUUUGGAUAAGCGCAUGCAUAGCAGACACACUCACAGAGGAAGGCGUCAGAACAACAACCGGAGAUGCCACCGUUCUCGCCUCCUGCGACUUCAACGAUGCCGGCGCGCCGUUCUGCAGCUUUGUACAGGACAGGGCGGACAACAGCGACUGGACCCGACACAAAGGCCCCACCCCCACCCAGGGGACGGGGCCCAGCGGGGACUACCCCGACGGAAAGGGCUUCUACAUCUACCACGAGAGUGACAACGUGGUCAACCAGCAGAACGCUCGCCUGCUCAGCCCCGCCCUCACGUCCCCCGCCACGCAAAUAUGCGUCCAAUUCCGAUAUUACAUGUACGGCGCCGACAGCGACAACACGCUGAGGGUCCUGGCCAAGAGAUCUGGGGGUACAGAGACCGAGGUGUGGGCAAGGAAGGGCAUCCAGAGUCCUUCCUGGCUGGCUGGGUCCGUCACCGUGACCAAGGCCUCCAGGCAGCAGAUUGACAUUGUCUUUGAGGCUAAGAGAGGAUUCACCGACUCGUGUGACUCGGCCCUUGACAACAUUGUCAUCAGUGAAGGAGCUUGUCCAUCUUGCGUGCAUGGCUGUGGUUUUGACACCAUCGGUGACCUGUGUGGUUGGACCGCACCCGUACCAGAGAAUCCAGACAUCUACGGCUUUGAGCAGUGGACCGGAGCUACAGAAACCGCGGGCACAGGCCCGAAUGAUGACUUUUCCCAACCCGGACUGGGCAGCUACAUGUUGAUGGAAUCCAGCACGGCCAUAGCUGGAGCCAAGGCCGAAAUCAGAAGUCCGUCCACACCUUCGUCCGGCUGUCUGGACCUCACCUUCCACUACUACAUGUACGGCAGCGCAAGCAGCAUGGAGCUGAGCGUGCACACUGUCACUGCAGGUGGCGCCGUGGGAGACCGUCUCUUCAGUGUCCGGGGAAACCAAGGCGAGGGCUGGAGGCCGGCGGAGGCCCGGUACAUCGGAACCUCGGCUGUCGAGUUUGUGAUCGUGGGUACCUUUGGAGAGACUGCCCUGACAGACAUCGCUGUGGAUGCUGUAUGUGUUAUGGUUUGUGAAGGUGAGUCGAUUGUGAAUUUUGUCUUUGUGUCUACCGGGAAGAAGAGAUCUACAUCAUGUGCAUUAUGUUUUCCUUACUCCACAACCCCAGGACCAACUACACCUAAACCAACUGUCCCAGGACCUACGACACCUAAACCAUCAACUGCAGGCCCAACUACACCUAAACCAUCAACCCCAGGCCCAACUACACCUAAACCUUCAACCCCAGGCCCAACUACACCUAAACCUCCAGGACCUACUACACCUAAACCAUCAACUCCAGGCCCAACUACACCUAAACCCUCAACCCCAGGACCUACAACUCCAAAUAAAUGCCCUCCGGACGCGGAGUACAUAGAGUGCGGGCCGGCCUGUAUUCCCAGCUGUGAGGAUCCCUCCACCAACUGUAGCGGCUCCUGCAUCAGCGGCUGCUUCUGCAAGCCGGGCUUUGUGUUCAAGGGCCGCCGCUGUGUGCCUCUGGACAAGUGUGGCUGCUUGGACGACAACAACAACUACUACGAGCCCGGAGAGAUCAUCUACGGUGACGGCUGUUCCCAGCUGUGUCGCUGUGCGGGGAACUACACCCUGUCCUGCGUGGACAACUCCUGCGACCCCACCGAGGAGUGCCGAGAGGUCAGCGGGACGCACGGAUGCUAUCCUAAAGACACGUCCACGUGUGUUGCGUCGGGGGAUCCUCACUACAGCACCUUUGAUAAGCGCAAGUACAACUUCAUGGGCAACUGCAGCUACGUGAUGUCGGAGCCGUGCAAUGACACGUCCGUCCCUCACUUUGAGGUCCACGCCGACAACGAGAACCGCUACAACAACCCGUCCAUCUCCUACAUUAAGGCUGUGCACGUUUACGUGCGCAUGCAGAAGAUCUCCAUCCUGAAGGGAGGCACUGUUCAGCUGAACGGGACCAAUGUAAACCUGCCCUUGACUCCCAGCCCCGGCGUGUCAGUGUUCAAGUCUGGUAAAUUCUACACGGUGUCCAUGGACUUUGGCGUCACCGUUCGCUACGAUGGGAACCACUUCAUGGACAUCAAGGUGAUCAAAGACUACCAGGACAAGUUGUGUGGAUUGUGCGGAGACUACAACCUCAAUGCCAAGGAUGACUUCAGGAAGCCCGACGGAUCUCUGACCCCCAACGCCAACGACUUUGGACACAGCUGGGUCACCGAUCCAACCUGCAAUGUCAAGCCCAACACCACGGUUCCUGGCUGUACAGAGGAAGAGCAGGACCGCUAUGAGAGCUCUGGCUUCUGUGGCAUGCUGCUGGACAAGAAGGGCCCCUUUGCCGUCUGCCACCGCAAAGUCAACCCCAACAGCUACUUCAAGGACUGCCUGUUUGACCUGUGUGCGCUGGACGGCAGCAGGCCCAUCCUCUGUGAGGCCAUCGAGGCGUACGUCAACGAGUGCCAGGACCGCGGCGUUACCGUGGGAACCUGGAGGAACAACACCUUCUGCCCUCUCCCAUGUGAUCCCAACAGCCACUAUGAGCCGUGUGCGCCCCCCUGCCAGGAGUCCUGCAGUGGGGGGUCCUCGGGCUGUGGGGGACCCUGCUCCGAGGGCUGCGUGUGCGACUCCGGCUACGUGCUGAGCGCCGGCAAGUGUGUGGAGAAGAGCUCCUGUGGCUGCAACUACACAGUCAACGGACAGUACUAUGAGCCUGGCGAUGAGUUUUACGUGGACGACUGUCAGCUGAAAUGUAGAUGCGACGUCCCCUUCGUCACUUGCCAGUCCUCAGUCUGCCCCCCACAGCAGGAGUGCAAGCUCCAAGGAGGAGAGCUGGGCUGUUACCCUACAACCCCAACUACACCCAAACCAACAACUCCGGGCCCAACUACACCUAAACCAUCCACCCCAGGACCUAGUACACCUAAACCAUCAACUCCAGGCCCAACUACACCUAAACCACCAACCCAAGGACCUACAACUCCGAGACCAACCACAGUGACAACGCCAGUGAAAUGCCCGCCGGACGCGGAGUACAUAGAGUGCGGGCCGGCCUGUAUUCCCAGCUGUGAGGAUCCCUCCACCAACUGUAGCGGCUCCUGCAUCAGCGGCUGCUUCUGCAAGCCGGGCUUUGUGUUCAAGGGCCGCCGCUGUGUGCCUCUGGACAAGUGUGGCUGCUUGGACGACAACAACAACUACUACGAGCCCGGAGAGAUCAUCUACGGUGACGGCUGCUCCCAGCUGUGUCGCUGUGCGGGGAACUACACCCUGUCCUGCGUGGACAACUCCUGCGACCCCACCGAGGAGUGCCGAGAGGUCAGCGGGACGCACGGAUGCUAUCCAAAAGACACGUCCACGUGUGUUGCGUCGGGGGAUCCUCACUACAGCACCUUUGAUAAGCGCAAGUACAACUUCAUGGGCAACUGCAGCUACGUGAUGUCGGAGCCGUGCAAUGACACGUCCGUCCCUCACUUUGAGGUCCACGCCGACAACGAGAACCGCUACAACAACCCGUCCAUCUCCUACAUUAAGGCUGUGCACGUUUACGUGCGCAUGCAGAAGAUCUCCAUCCUGAAGGGAGGCACUGUUCAGCUGAACGGGACCAAUGUAAACCUGCCCUUGACUCCCAGCCCCGGCGUCUCAGUGUUCAAGUCUGGUAAAUUCUACACGGUUUCCAUGGACUUUGGCGUCACCGUUCGCUACGAUGGGAACCACUUCAUGGACAUCAAGGUGAUCAAAGACUACCAGGACAAGUUGUGUGGACUGUGCGGAGACUACAACCUCAAUGCCAAGGAUGACUUCAGGAAGCCUGACGGAUCUCUGACCCCGAACGCCAACGACUUUGGACACAGCUGGGUCACCGAUCCAACCUGCAAUGUCAAGCCCAACACCACGGUUCCUGGCUGUACAGAGGAAGAGCAGGACCGCUACGAGAGCUCGGGCUACUGUGGCAUGCUGCUGGACAAGAAGGGCCCCUUCGCCAUCUGCCACCGCAAAGUCAACCCCAAUAGCUACUUCAAGGACUGCCUGUUUGACCUGUGUGCGCUGGACGGCAGUAGGCCCAUCCUCUGUGAGGCCAUCGAGGCGUACGUUAACGAGUGUCAGGACCGCGGCGUUACCGUGGGAACCUGGAGGAACAACACCUUCUGCCCUCUCCCAUGUGAUCCCAACAGCCACUACGAGCCGUGUGCGCCCCCCUGCCAGGAGUCCUGCAGUGGGGGGUCCUCGGGCUGUGGGGGACCCUGCUCCGAGGGCUGCGUGUGCGACUCCGGCUUCGUGCUGAGCGCCGGCAAGUGUGUGGAGAAGAGCUCCUGUGGCUGCAACUACACAGUCAACGGACAGUACUAUGAGCCUGGCGAUGAGUUUUACGUGGACGACUGUCAGCUGAAAUGUAGAUGCGACGUCCCCUUCGUCACUUGCCAGUCCUCAGUCUGCCCCCCACAGCAGGAGUGCAAGCUCCAAGGAGGAGAGCUGGGCUGUUACCCUACAACCCCAACUACACCCAAACCAACAACUCCGGGCCCAACUACACCUAAACCAUCCACCCCAGGACCUAGUACACCUAAACCAUCAACUCCAGGCCCAAGUACACCUAAACCACCAACCCAAGGACCUACAACUCCGAGACCAACCACAGUGACAACGCCAGUGAAAUGCCCGCCGGACGCGGAGUACAUAGAGUGCGGGCCGGCCUGUAUUCCCAGCUGUGAGGAUCCCUCCACCAACUGUAGCGGCUCCUGCAUCAGCGGCUGCUUCUGCAAGCCGGGCUUCGUGUUCAAGGGCCGCCGCUGUGUGCCUCUGGACAAGUGUGGCUGCUUGGACGACAACAACAACUACUACGAGCCCGGAGAGAUCAUCUACGGUGACGGCUGCUCCCAGCUGUGUCGCUGUGCGGGGAACUACACCCUGUCCUGCGUGGACAACUCCUGCGACCCCACCGAGGAGUGCCGAGAGGUCAGCGGGACGCACGGAUGCUAUCCUAAAGACACGUCCACGUGUGUUGCGUCGGGGGAUCCUCACUACAGCACCUUUGAUAAGCGCAAGUACAACUUCAUGGGCAACUGCAGCUACGUGAUGUCGGAGCCGUGCAAUGACACGUCCGUCCCUCACUUUGAGGUCCACGCCGACAACGAGAACCGCUACAACAACCCGUCCAUCUCCUACAUUAAGGCUGUGCACGUUUACGUGCGCAUGCAGAAGAUCUCCAUCCUGAAGGGAGGCACUGUUCAGCUGAACGGGACCAAUGUAAACCUGCCCUUGACUCCCAGCCCCGGCGUCUCAGUGUUCAAGUCUGGUAAAUUCUACACGGUUUCCAUGGACUUUGGCGUCACCGUUCGCUACGAUGGGAACCACUUCAUGGACAUCAAGGUGAUCAAAGACUACCAGGACAAGUUGUGUGGAUUGUGCGGAGACUACAACCUCAAUGCCAAGGAUGACUUCAGGAAGCCUGACGGAUCUCUGACCCCGAACGCCAACGACUUUGGACACAGCUGGGUCACCGAUCCAACCUGCAAUGUCAAGCCCAACACCACGGUUCCUGGCUGUACAGAGGAAGAGCAGGACCGCUAUGAGAGCUCUGGCUUCUGUGGCAUGCUGCUGGACAAGAAGGGCCCCUUUGCCGUCUGCCACCGCAAAGUCAACCCCAACAGCUACUUCAAGGACUGCCUGUUUGACCUGUGUGCGCUGGACGGCAGCAGGCCCAUCCUCUGUGAGGCCAUCGAGGCGUACGUCAACGAGUGCCAGGACCGCGGCGUUACCGUGGGAACCUGGAGGAACAACACCUUCUGCCCUCUCCCAUGUGAUCCCAACAGCCACUAUGAGCCGUGUGCGCCCCCCUGCCAGGAGUCCUGCAGUGGGGGGUCCUCGGGCUGUGGGGGACCCUGCUCCGAGGGCUGCGUGUGCGACUCCGGCUACGUGCUGAGCGCCGGCAAGUGUGUGGAGAAGAGCUCCUGUGGCUGCAACUACACAGUCAACGGACAGUACUAUGAGCCUGGCGAUGAGUUUUACGUGGACGACUGUCAGCUGAAAUGUAGAUGCGACGUCCCCUUCGUCACUUGCCAGUCCUCAGUCUGCCCCCCACAGCAGGAGUGCAAGCUCCAAGGAGGAGAGCUGGGCUGUUACCCUACAACCCCAACUACACCCAAACCAACAACUCCGGGCCCAACUACACCUAAACCAUCCACCCCAGGACCUAGUACACCUAAACCAUCAACUCCAGGCCCAACUACACCUAAACCACCAACCCAAGGACCUACAACUCCGAGACCAACCACAGUGACAACGCCAGUGAAAUGCCCUCCGGACGCGGAGUACAUAGAGUGCGGGCCGGCCUGUAUUCCCAGCUGUGAGGAUCCCUCCACCAACUGUAGCGGCUCCUGCAUCAGCGGCUGCUUCUGCAAGCCGGGCUUCGUGUUCAAGGGCCGCCGCUGUGUGCCUCUGGACAAGUGUGGCUGCUUGGACGACAACAACAACUACUACGAGCCCGGAGAGAUCAUCUACGGUGACGGCUGUUCCCAGCUGUGUCGCUGUGCGGGGAACUACACCCUGUCCUGCGUGGACAACUCCUGCGACCCCACCGAGGAGUGCCGAGAGGUCAGCGGGACGCACGGAUGCUAUCCUAAAGACACGUCCACGUGUGUUGCGUCGGGGGAUCCUCACUACAGCACCUUUGAUAGGCGCAAGUACAACUUCAUGGGCAACUGCAGCUACGUGAUGUCGGAGCCGUGCAAUGACACGUCCGUCCCUCACUUUGAGGUCCACGCCGACAACGAGAACCGCUACAACAACCCGUCCAUCUCCUACAUUAAGGCUGUGCACGUUUACGUGCGCAUGCAGAAGAUCUCCAUCCUGAAGGGAGGCACUGUUCAGCUGAACGGGACCAAUGUAAACCUGCCCUUGACUCCCAGCCCCGGCGUGUCAGUGUUCAAGUCUGGUAAAUUCUACACGGUUUCCAUGGACUUUGGCGUCACCGUUCGCUAUGAUGGGAACCACUUCAUGGACAUCAAGGUGAUCAAAGACUACCAGGACAAGUUGUGUGGACUGUGCGGAGACUACAACCUCAAUGCCAAGGAUGACUUCAGGAAGCCCGACGGAACACUGACCCCCAACGCCAACGACUUUGGACACAGCUGGGUCACCGAUCCAACCUGCAAUGCCAAGCCCAACAUCACGGUUCCCGGCUGUACAGAGGAAGAGCAGGACCGCUACGAGAGCUCUGGCUUCUGUGGCAUGCUGCUGGACAAGAAGGGCCCCUUUGCCGUCUGCCACCGCAAAGUCAACCCCAAUAGCUACUUCAAGGACUGCCUGUUUGACCUGUGUGCGCUGGACGGCAGCAGGCCCAUCCUCUGUGAGGCCAUCGAGGCGUACGUCAACGAGUGCCAGGACCGCGGCGUUACCGUGGGAACCUGGAGGAACGACACCUUCUGCCCUCUCCCAUGUGAUCCCAACAGCCACUACGAGCCGUGUGCGCCCCCCUGCCAGGAGUCCUGCAGUGGGGGUUCCUCGGGCUGUGGGGGACCCUGCUCCGAGGGCUGCGUGUGCGACUCCGGCUACGUGCUGAGCGCCGGCAAGUGUGUGGAGAAGAGCUCCUGUGGCUGCAACUACACAGACAACGGACAGUACUAUGAGCCUGGCGAUGAGUUUUACGUGGAUGACUGUAAGCAGAAAUGUAGAUGCAACGCACCAAGCAUCACGUGCACAGCCUCAGUGUGCCCCCCAGAGCAGGAGUGCAAGCUCCAAGGAGGAGAGCUGGGCUGUUACCCUACAAGCUCCCAGGACUGCGUGAUCUCAGGGGACCCCCACUACAACACCUUUGACAAGAAGUUCUACAGCUUCAUGGGCACCUGCACCUACACACUGGCCAGGAACUGCGGCAAUAAAACUGGGCCUUGGUUCUCGGUGGAGGGUAAGAACGAGGAGCGAGGCGGGGCGGGGCUGGCCUACCUGAAGAAGCUCUACGUCACCGUGGAGGGGGUCACCGUCACACUGAUGAAGGCCAGGAGAACGCUGGUGAACGGGCUGCGUGUGGCCCUGCCCUCCUCCCCGUCCCCCAAGAUGACCCUGUCCCUGGCGGGUCAGUACGUCACCGUGGCGACCACCUUCGGGCUCCGCGUCCGUUGGGACGGCAACCACUAUGCCCAGAUCACCCUCCCCAGCACCUACUCGAACCAGACCUGUGGGCUGUGCGGCGACUACGACGGUAACCCUGGCGACGAUUUCACCAAGCCCGACGGCCGACCGGCGGCCAACGCCAACGACUUCGCCAACAGCUGGCAGACGCCAGACGACGAGGACGACGCGUGUAAACCCGGGACCAAACCCGACCCGGUCUGUGAGCCCAGCCUGGAGGCCGAGGUGAUGAAGCCGGAGAAGUGCGGGAAGAUGAAAGACCCCUUGGGACCCUUCCGAGAGUGCAUCCCCAAGGUGAGCCCCGAGCCCUUCUUCCUGAGCUGCGUGUACGACAUGUGCCAGUUCUCCGGGCAGCAGAGCGUGCUGUGCGACCAGCUGCAGGCCUACACCGACGCCUGCCAGAGCGCGGGGGCCAUCGUGCACCCCUGGAGGACCGCCUCCUUCUGCCCGGCCCCUGUCUGCCCCCCCAACAGCUCCUACACGCUGUGCGGCAGCGGCUGCCCAGAGACGUGUGUGGGGGCGGCCGGCCCCCCCGGGUGCGGUGCCGUGUGCGUGGAGGGCUGCCAGUGCGACCCGGGCUUCAUCCUCAGCGACGCCCAGUGCGUCAGCCUCAAGGACUGCGGCUGCACGGACCCCCACGGCUCGUACCACCCGGCGGGCGACCACUGGGUGGAGGAGGGCUGUACAGAGCGGUGUGAGUGUCUGGGCGGAGGUCAGAUCCGCUGCCACGCCGCCAGCUGCCGACCCGUCUCUGAGAGCUGUCAGCUGCAGGGCGGCGAGUACGGCUGCCACCCCGUCGAAACGGGCAUCUGCUCGGUGUCGGGGGACCCCCACUACGUGACCUUCGACCGGCGGACCCACCACUACCAGGGCUCCUGCUCCUACACGCUGACCGAGCCCUGCGGCCCGCCCUCCACCAACGCCAGCCUGCCGGCCUUCAGCGUGGUCACGCAGAACGAGCACCGCGACAGCGCGCGCCGCGUCUCCUACGUGCGCGCCGUGGUGGUCAGCGUGCACGGGACGGACUACGUCCUGGGGAAGGGACGCGUCGUGCAGGUCAACGGAACCAAGCGCACCCCGCCACUGACCCUGACCAACGGCGUCGAGAUCUACCUCAGCGGGAAGUUUGUCGUCUUGGAGACCGCCUUCGGACUGAGGGUGCGCUUCGACGGGAACCACCACGCCGACGUGACGCUGCCAAAGUCCUACAGCGGCCUGCUCUGUGGCCUGUGUGGGAACUUCAACGGACAGUCGGAUGACGACAACAUCAUGUCCGACGGGAAGCCGGCCGGCUCCACCAACCAGCUGGGAGACAGCUGGGCCGUACCAGACAACAGGCCCGACUGCACCAACGGCGGAGGACCGGAGGAGUGCAAGAAAGAGGUGGAGGAGGACGCCAAGAAGCCCACCAGCUGUGGCAUCAUCACUGACAUCGAGGGUAUCUUCGCAGCGUGCCACGAGGUGGUCCCCCCGGGGCCCUACUUUGAGAGCUGUGUGUACGACAUGUGCGCCACGGGCGGCGAGGCGGUGGCGCUGUGCCAGGCCAUCGAGAGCUACAACGACGUCUGCGCCGCCGCCGGCGUGGCCAUCAUCUGGAGGAACAACACCUUCUGCCCCCUGAAGUGCCUGCCCGGCUCCCACUACGACCCGUGCGGGACGGCGUGCGCGCAGCCCUCCUGUCAGGACCUCACCCCCCCCUUCAACGACACCACGUGCCCCCGGCCCUGCGUGGAGGGCUGCCAGUGUGACCCGGGUCUGGUGCUCAGCGGCGACCGCUGCGUGCCGCCCGGACAGUGCGGCUGCACCGAUGACGAGGGCAGAUACAGACCUGUGGGCUCCAGCUGGUUCUCAGAGGCGGACUGCUCGCGGCGCUGCAGCUGCCACGGCUCCGGGAACGUGACCUGCGAGGCGUGGCGCUGUGGCCCCGCCCAGGAGUGCUCGGUGGUGGAGGGUGUGCUCGACUGUCACUCAACGGGUAAAGGCAUCUGCCACGUGGCCGGAGACCCCCACUACUACACCUUUGACGGAGUCAUGCACACCUUCAUGGGCACCUGCACCUACACGCUGGUGGAGGUGUGCAACACCACCCAGGUGACGCCCUUCAGGGUGGUGGCGAAGAACGAGGAGCGCGGUCAACCAGAGGCGUCCUACGUCCGCUCUGCGACCGUGUACCUGCCCGGCGACGUCGUGGUCACGCUGCAGAAGAGCCGGCGCGUCCUGCUGAACGGGCGCCGCGUCCGCACCCCCCUGGCCCUCGCCGACGGGGCCAAGGUGCUGACCAGCGGCUCCUACACCCUGCUGGACACCAGCUUCGGGCUCCAGGUCAAGUUUGACGGCGUCCACCACCUGGAGGUCGUGGUCCCCGGGGACUACUUCAACAAGGUGUGCGGUAUGUGCGGGAACUACAACGGCAACUCCAGCGACGACUACCUGAUGCCCAACAAGAAGCCCGCCAAGGACGUGAUCGAGCUGGGCAACAGCUGGAAGUCUGAGGGCGACAGCGAGCCAGGCUGCCUGCCGGACUCGCGCCCCGACGUCCACCCCAACUGCACGGCGGACGAGGAGCUGGUGUUCGACGCCCAGUGUGCCUCCAUCAUCAACUCGGACCGCUUCAACAGCUGCCACUCUCUGGUGCCCCCGGAGGCCUUCCUGGGGAACUGCGUGUACGACAUGUGCGAGUACAACGGCAUGCAGGCCACGCUGUGCGACAACGUGGAGGCCUACGCCCAGGCCUGCCAGAGCGCCGGAGUGACCAUCAGCUGGAGGAACAGCACCUUCUGCCCGAUGCCCUGCGGCACCAACAGCCACUACUCGGACUGCACCCCCGCCUGCCCCCCCACCUGCUCGGACCUCUUCCCCCUCUUCUGCCACCUGCCGCCCACCGCCUGCGUGGAGGGCUGCCAGUGCGACGCCGGCUUCGUGCUCAGCGACGGCAAGUGCGUGCCCCUGGCUCGCUGCGGCUGCGUGGACACGGACGGAGAGUACCACGACGUUGAAGACUCCUGGCUGACGGACAGGUGUGUUCAGCGGUGUAAGUGUUCCCUGGGAGGAAAGAUCAUAUGUGACGCCCACAGCUGUCCCUCCAACUCCCUCUGCGCCCUGGACAAAGAGGGAGACAACUACUGCAAACCAGCCAAGUUCGACAAGUGCAGCGUCUCGGGGGACCCCCACCACCGCACCUUCGACGGCUUCACCCACCACUUCCAGGGCCCCUACACCUACUUCCUGACGCGCUCCCAGCCGGACGCCACCCAGCUGCCCGCGCUGGCGGUGCGCGGCCGCAACGUCCGCCGCGGGGGCAGCCGCCGCGUCUCCUUCCUGGACGAGAUGUACGUGGACGUCUACGGCGUCAGCGUGCGCUUCCUGCAGCGCAAGAGGGUGCUGGUGAACGGCGAGCGCAUAGCCCCGCCCCUGACCCCGGUCCCGGGCCUGUCCAUCACCAUGAACUCCAGGCAGGUGCAGCUCACCACUGACUUCGGCCUCACGGUGCGCUUCGACGGCCGCAGCCACGGAGAGAUCUGGCUGCCCAGCACCUACAAGAAGGCCGUGGGCGGCCUGUGUGGGAACUACGACGGCUCGUCACGCAACGAGUACAUGAAGCCCGACGGACAGCUCACCCGCAGCCUCAACGCCUUCGGGGACAGCUGGAGGACCAAUGAGAGGCAGCGGGCCGAGGAGCAGCCAAUCAGGACGCUGCCCCAGAGAGUGCACCUGCACAGGCGUGAGGUGGAGACCCCCCCAGACAGCGGCUUCGAGACCUCCGGCUGCACCCCGGCUGACCUCAGCGACCUCAGCGGCCCGGCCAAGUGUGGAGCGCUGGAUGACCCCGCGGGGCCCUUCGCCGCCUGCCACGCCCUCCUGGCCCCCGGCCCCUUCAAAGACGACUGCGUGUUCGACCUGUGUGCCGAGCGGACGGACGCGGCGCUGCGCUGCGCCAGCUACGACGUGUACGCCGUGGCCUGCCAGGAGGCCGGGGUCCCGCUGGGCCCCUGGAGACAACAGCUGGACUGUGCCAUGAGCUGUGGCCCCAACAGCGUCUACGCCCCCUGCAUGUCGCCUUGCCCCGCCUCCUGCGCCGACCUGGCCGCCCCCACCGACUGUGAGGUCACUUCCUGCGUGGAGGGCUGCCAGUGCGCGCCGGGCUUCGUGAUGAGCGAGGGCGAGUGUGUGCCCUACACCCAGUGCGGCUGCACCUUCCUCGACAGAUACUACCCCCUGACGGAUGUCUUUGUGACGGAGCGCUGCGACCAGGCGUGCCAGUGCACCGCCACGGGCGCAGUGUGCCAGGCCAAGUCCUGCCCCGCCGACCAGGUCUGCGCCGUCAGCGACUUCAAACGGGACUGCUUCAAAGCGGGCCCGUGCCUUGACCACGGCUGCCAGAACGGAGGGCAGUGCGUGGCCCAGAACACCAGCCACUACACCUGCAGCUGCCUGGAGGGCUUCCAGGGGACCUUCUGUGAAGCGGAGAAAAUCGACGGCGGGGGUGGAGGCGGCGGUCUGGAGACAAAGUGGAUCAUCGUGAUCGCCGUCCUGGCGUCCCUCGCCGCCGCCGCCCUCGUCGUGGGCGUGACCGUCUGCUUAUACAAGCGCAGUGCCAAGUCCGAACAUUAUGUUGUCGAGCAUAACCACAGACUAGUUCACCUUUCUUACCCGUCCGACAUUCAGUACAAGCGCCACCAGGUAACGGACGGUCACUCUGAUCCCGGCAUGGAAGGUUACGGGGUUAAAGGGUGAGCUACGCACUGGACCCCCACGUGAACUAAGUGUUUUAGAUGUUAGCACAAGAGAGAAAAAACGUUAUAGAAAGCAAUCCGUAGGAUGACUAUUUAUCAGUCGUUAUCUUUUUUCAUUCACAAACGUGAUCUAGUGCGUAGCUACUCUUUGAUCGGGCUAAAGAAAACCUCGGGGGGGAAACGCUUUUAUUUGCUCGAAGGAACUUGAUCUGCUUGGGACGAGGAAACGCACUGCUGCCAGUUUCUAGAUUUCUUUCUACUAACCUACUAACUUUUUUCCCUGGCUGUCUCGCUCGGUAAAAAGACGAAAGAUCACACGUUGUUGGUUUGAAACUAUGUUUCUUCUGCGUUUGCCUACCCUCCACAGACACAAGACAACGACCUUUGAGCAGACCACUGUACAGAUGGCAACGACAAGUGAACCAUAUGAAGAAUUAACAGAAGGGGCACACGAUCUAAAGCGCAC
This is a messenger RNA of Gadus chalcogrammus (walleye pollock), 13375 nucleotides long. It is a transcript of the gene zanl, whose product is annotated as zonadhesin, like. Gene Ontology annotation, molecular function: protein binding. The record is from RefSeq and is a predicted model, not a curated record. NCBI's taxonomy places the organism in Eukaryota, Metazoa, Chordata, Actinopteri, Gadiformes, Gadidae. Gene Ontology annotation, cellular component: membrane. The transcript has 82 exons. The coding region runs from base 14 to 12910 and encodes 4298 amino acids.